Messenger RNA from Pyricularia oryzae 70-15, 228 nucleotides. RefSeq lists its product as uncharacterized. The transcript has 2 exons. The coding region runs from base 1 to 228 and encodes 75 amino acids. The record is from RefSeq and is a predicted model, not a curated record. NCBI's taxonomy places the organism in Eukaryota, Fungi, Ascomycota, Sordariomycetes, Magnaporthales, Pyriculariaceae.
AUGUACAUACGCAGCAAUCUUGGCAAAGAAAAGCAUCGCCAAGCGAACCACAGCAAGAAGUCAAAACUCAAAGCGCAAGGGUGGAGGAAAGAAAGAAGAUACAGAAGAAAGAAAAAGUUUUCCCUACCAAGCCUACUUACUGUCCACCACCCUGAUCCUCCUUACCAACAUCCCGGCGCCGGCCUCAUGAUCAACAUAAGCCGUACUGCACCAAGAUUGAAGCUUUAA